Molecule: messenger RNA, 1014 nt
Organism: Fonsecaea nubica
Lineage: Eukaryota; Fungi; Ascomycota; Eurotiomycetes; Chaetothyriales; Herpotrichiellaceae
Exons: 7
Coding region: 1-1014 (337 amino acids)
Molecular function (GO): hydrolase activity
Source: RefSeq, a predicted model, not a curated record
AUGUGGUUCUGGGCAAAUGCACACUAUAUCGUAUACUAUCCGUCCCACGACGAGAAUCGAAGUAUUCGCGAUCGGAACUUUGCCGCGAACGACAUGGGAUUCGCUAACAGCGACGACGACGACGACGACGACUUGGUACAAAUGCCGUCCAAAUACUCCGAACUCGGUAAGCCGACGAAAGAAUGGGAAGAAUUUUACGCGAACCACUUCGACGAUGUCCCGGUCCUCGUUGGCACGCCCGAGCACAUGCGAAAGAUUAUGGUGGAGCUGAAGAAGCGAGCCCAAGCCCAGGUCCCACCCAUCAUAGAAGGGCUGAAGGUCAGAGAUGAGCAGAUACCGACAUCUGACGGUGCCUCUAUAGCCCUGAGGAUUUAUCAGCCAACAUCGGGGGAAAAUCCAAAGCCGGCUGUCUUCUAUGCUCCAGAAUACCCGUUCCCACGAGGCACCGAGGAUUCUUGGGAGGCAUUGAAAUGGACGAUAGACAAUCACGGCAAUCUGGGAAUCGACGUGAACAAUAUCGUCAUCGGAGGAAGCAGUUCAGGGGCCCACACAACUGCUGUCCUUUCCCACCGCGUCAAGGAUGGGCAGCUCCCUAUCAAAGGCUCGAUCAUGCGCAUCCCGUCCGUCUGCCAUAUCGAUUGCUACCCGCCGGAACUGGGCCUUCACAGCCUCGAAGAGCUCAAAGAUGCGCCGCUCCUCUCCAAACGCUCGAUGGAACUGUUCUACGGCUACCUGAACCCACCGGACCCGUCCCACCCAGAGGCCUCUCCUCUCCUCAAUCCGACGUUCAAGGGCCAUCCCCCUACCUACAUGCAGGUAGCAGGGAUGGACCCAUUACGUGACGAGGGUCUGGCGUAUGCAGACAAGCUCCGGGCAGCUGGCGUCCCGGUCAAGCUCGAUGUGUAUCCGGGUCUUCCACAUGCUUUUGGGUAUUUCCCCAAGCUCACGGCAGCGAGGAAGAACGCCGAAGACCUGAUAGCUGGGAUCAAGUGGCUUCUCGGAGGUGCUCAAUAG